AUGCAGGUAAUGAUCCUUCAAGGCAUCACCGAGUACCGCGAUAUCCUCCAGGGGGACAAAUAUGCCAUCCUCUACUUUUCCGAGUGCUCCGAGCGGCGCCCUUCUCUCGAUCCGACAUACAAUGACAUGGCGUCCGAUGUGGCCGACGACAUGAUCGGAUUCUACCGAGUGAACCUCGCACAGCACCACGAGAUCUCCGACGAGGCGAUGGUCGACGAUCCCACUCUCCUCCUGGUCAAGGAUGGACGGGAACUCGAGCGGUUCCCCAGACCGGUGCCGGAGCAGUUGGAGUAUACGGUGUCGCAGGCUCUCUGUGGGAUGACCAAGAUCUCGAUCAUUCCGUAUGAACGAGAAGAGCCGAAUCACUUGGUGUAUUGUACUCCAGCUCAAGAGUAG
Messenger RNA from Aspergillus clavatus NRRL 1, 396 nucleotides. RefSeq names its product thioredoxin family protein. The record is from RefSeq and is a predicted model, not a curated record. The transcript has 2 exons. NCBI's taxonomy places the organism in Eukaryota, Fungi, Ascomycota, Eurotiomycetes, Eurotiales, Aspergillaceae. Bases 1 to 396 code for a protein of 131 amino acids.